This is a messenger RNA of Limanda limanda (common dab), 2697 nucleotides long. Its product is annotated as short transient receptor potential channel 4-like. The record is from RefSeq and is a predicted model, not a curated record. The coding region runs from base 4 to 2697 and encodes 897 amino acids. Gene Ontology annotation, cellular component: membrane; cation channel complex. Lineage: Eukaryota; Metazoa; Chordata; Actinopteri; Pleuronectiformes; Pleuronectidae. Gene Ontology annotation, molecular function: store-operated calcium channel activity; inositol 1,4,5 trisphosphate binding; protein binding. The transcript has 12 exons. Gene Ontology annotation, biological process: calcium ion transmembrane transport; regulation of cytosolic calcium ion concentration; manganese ion transport.
GCAAUGUCACAGCUGUAUUACGGCAAAACUGACAGCUCCUUGUACAGGGACAGCAUCCCCCUGCGGGUCGUGAGGGCCGAGUCCGAGCUCUCGUCCCUGGAGAAGGCCUACCUGGGGGCAGUGGAUAAGGGCGACUACGCCAGCGUGAAAGAAGACCUGGAGGAUGCUGAGAUUUAUUUCAGGAUCAACAUUAACUGCAUCGACCCCCUGGGACGCACGGCCUUGCUCAUCGCCAUCGACAACGAGAACCUGGAGAUCAUCGAGCUGCUGCUCAGCUAUAACGUGUACGUGGGGGACGCCCUGCUGCACGCCAUCCGCAAAGAGGUGGUGGGCGCCGUGGAGCUGCUGGUCAAUCACAAGAGGCGUGGGGACAAAAAGGUUCCACCAAUCCUGCAAGACAAGCAGUUUUCAGACUUCACCCCGGACAUCACUCCGAUCAUCCUCGCAGCCCACACCAACAACUACGAGAUCAUCAAACUGCUGGUGCAGCGAGGAGUUUCCAUCCCGCAGCCGCACUCCGUACGCUGCAACUGCGUGGAGUGCCUCUCCAGCUCAGACGUGGACGUCCUGCGUCAGUCUCGCUCCCGUCUGAACAUCUACAAAGCCCUCGCCAGCCCGUCCCUCAUCGCCCUCUCGAGCGAGGAUCCCUUCCUCACGGCCUUCCAGCUCAGCUGGGAGCUGAAGGAGCUCAGCGAUGUGGAGAACGAGUUCAAGUCAGAGUACGAGGAGCUCUCCCACACGUGUAAACAAUUUGCAAAAGACCUCCUGGACCAAACCCGGAGCUCUAAAGAGUUGGAGACAAUCCUCAACUACCGAGAUGACAUCAAUCCCCUGCUGGAUGACAACAAUGACCUGGCACGACUUAAACUGGCUAUUAAAUACAGCCAGAAAGAGUUUAUCGCGCAGCCCAACUGUCAGCAGCUGCUGGCGUCUCGCUGGUACGAUCAGUUCCCCGGCUGGAGGAGGCGUCACUGGGCGGCAAAGCUCCUCACCUGCAUCUUCAUCGGCCUCCUGUUUCCGCUGCUGUCCAUCUUCUACCUGAUCUCUCCAAAGAGCUUCUAUGGCUUAUUCAUCCGCAGGCCUUUCAUCAAGUUCAUCUGUCACACCGCCUCCUACCUGACCUUCCUCUUCCUGCUCUUCUUGGCCUCGCAGCACAUAUCCACCUCACAGAAGGACUGUCAGGGCCCCCCACCCACCAUCGUGGAGUGGAUGAUCCUGCCUUGGGUGCUCGGUUUUAUAUGGAUGGAGAUCAAACAGAUGUGGGAUAAUGGUUUCCAAGACUACAUGGACGACUGGUGGAACCUAGUGGACUUCAUAAUGAACUCCCUGUAUCUUGCUACCAUUUCUCUGAAGCUCGUUGCCUACACACAGUACAGAGGGCCCAAACCCAGAGACCAGUGGGAAAUGUGGCACCCGACUCUGGUGGCAGAGGCCUUGUUCGCCAUCGCCAACAUCUUCAGCUCUUUACGCCUCAUCUGCCUUUUUACUGCCAACUCCCAUCUGGGGCCCUUACAGAUCUCGCUGGGUCGAAUGCUCCUGGACAUCCUCAAGUUCCUCUUCAUCUACUGCCUGGUGCUUUUAGCCUUCGCCAACGGCCUCAACCAGCUGUACUUUUACUAUGAAACAGAAGAAAAGUUGUGCAAAGGGAUUCGCUGCCAAACACAGAACAAUGCCUUCUCAACGCUGUUCGAGACGCUGCAGUCGUUAUUUUGGUCCGUGUUUGGCCUGAUUAACCUCUACGUGACCGAUAUGGCGCCGGAUCAUCAAUUCACUGAGUUUGUGGGCAGCACCAUGUUCGGCACCUACAACGUGAUCUCCCAGAUCGUGCUUCUGAACAUGCUCAUCGCGAUGAUGAACAACUCCUACCAGCACAUAGCUGAUCAUGCUGAUAUAGAAUGGAAAUUCGCAAGAACAAAAUUAUGGAUGAGCUACUUUGAAGAAGGGGGGACUUUGCCGUCUCCGUUUAACAUAAUACCCAGUCCGAAGGCAGUUUUUUAUCUGAUGAGAUGGAUAAAGAAAUUUUUAUUCAGGAGACAAAGCAAAAAAAUGCAUGAUACCUUCGAAACAUUGGGGAGACGCGCGGCUAAAAGUGUAAGAUCAAACCAUCAGUACCAGGAGGUUUUAAGGAACCUUGUGAAGCGAUAUGUCGCUGCGCUGAUCAGAGACGCCAAGACAGCUGAAGGUUUGACAGAAGAGAACUUCAAGGAGCUGAAGCAGGAUAUCUCCAGCUUCCGCUAUGAAGUCCUGGGAAUGAUGAAGGGUAAAUCUCAAGGAAGGGCAAGCUCCGCCUUAGCCUAUCCUGGAAACCCUUUCAAAUAUUCUCCCAAAUUCCCCAUUGAUGAGCCGGAGCAGAAGAUGUUUGAAGUGGUCAUCCGCGCCCAACAGAGCGGAGCUUCCAACACCACCGGCUCUGACAGGCUAUCCAACGGUGCAGCUCUUCUGUCCCCUACAGGACAGACUCAGGACGAGGUGUCCAAGGAUGUCUCAGAUGAGGGGUCUCAUAACUUUGAAAAAAUAUCAUUGUCACCAAAAGAUUCACUGGGAUCUGGGGGCAAAAUGCGAUUUCAGAUCGAGAAAGGCUUCCAGAUAAGUAAAGCCCUGGUCACCCUGCCUGGAAUAACCAGCAGAGCUCCGCCCAGAGACCUGUGCAUCCAGCUGUGCCGCUCACACUCUCAGAAACACCCAGUUUACUUGUGA